Meira miltonrushii is the source of this 1557-nucleotide messenger RNA. RefSeq lists its product as uncharacterized. Gene Ontology annotation, cellular component: mitochondrion. The coding region runs from base 32 to 1360 and encodes 442 amino acids. The transcript has a single exon. Gene Ontology annotation, molecular function: (3R)-hydroxyacyl-[acyl-carrier-protein] dehydratase activity. The record is from RefSeq and is a predicted model, not a curated record. Lineage: Eukaryota; Fungi; Basidiomycota; Exobasidiomycetes; Exobasidiales; Brachybasidiaceae.
UGUUCUCUUUAACAUCCAAAUAGACAUCAAAAUGAGCGGUGGUAUUCGUAUCGCAGUACGACAUAGUGCUAACAGGUGGGCAAAUCAAUCAUGUUCGUUGCCAAGGCUACCACAUCGAUUGAUAUCCACAACAACUAUCAUUAGAAGCAAAGAAGGAAAAAGUUCAGCGAAUUACAAAGAAUGGGCAUCAAAAGAGGCAAUAGAAGCAUUGGAAGGCUUCAAAGCUCGAUACGCUGAUUUGAAAACGAGCGAUGGCUUGAAACCAGCUUCAACAUUCUAUCAACAAAUUGAUGCCAAUCAAAUUCAUCUCUUACGAAUCACACAGGCAAAUAUGGUCCCUUUGAAUAUCUUGAGAACACAUUUAGGAUCGCAUGGAGAGAAAGGAUCAGAUUAUGAAACAAAGUUGAGGGAAUACGAAGAAGACAUCUUAACGGGAGAAGGUGCAUUGGCCAAUGGCAUUCUUGCAAAUGGAAUCCCGACGGGAUCUCUAGUGAUUCCGACUGAACAUUUAGCAUUUUUCACUCCACGAGUUUCGUCUACUUCGUUAGGAUUAGAUGGUUCAGAUACACCUUUCAAUCCACCCGGAGGAAUCUUUACGAGAAGAAUGUGGGCAGGCGGUCGAAUGGAAUGGACGAAAGAAGCAAACGAUCCGGCCAAAAGGAUGAAAGUAGGUGAUCAAAUAUGGGAAAAGACGUUCGUGGAAGAAGCAGAAUUGAAGAAACUAGGAGAUGGAGGAGAGAUGAUUCUGGUUUGGGCAAGGAAGGAAUUCGGACAAAAAGAUGAUCUUGAAACACCUGUAUUGAUCGAUAAAAGAUCUUGGAUUUAUAGACGUGCUUUAGAUCCUUCAAAAGUUAAACAAUCAGAAACACCUUCAAUCAAUCUUUCAAAGCCGGAUUUAUCCUCUCUAACGCCUCCAGAAGGUCUACAGAAUCCUACCUUGCUAUUUCAAACACCGGCGAAUCUUUUCCGUUAUUCAGCAUUGACUUUCAACGCUCAUGCAAUUCACCUUUCUCCACCUUGGGCACAAAAUGUAGAAGGACAUCAAGGUAUAGUGGUCCAUGGACCUUUAAAUUUAAGUUUGCUGAUUCGGAAAUGGGGUAGAGAGAUUGCAGGUUGGCGUUUAAGCAAUCAUGGUGAAUUCAAAGACGUUCAUCCUACACAAGAUAGAAGGGUACUGAAGAGCGUUGAUUAUCGUGCCAAGAAACCAGUCUAUGCUGAACAACCUUAUUGGAUCGGUAUUCUGGAAGAUAAAAACAAUCAAGGUGAUCAUCAACAUACAGUUGUGGCUAUGCAGCCUGACGGAAAGGUUCUCAUGGAAGCCACGAUUACUUCCGAAGUAGAGAUAGGUUCCAAAGCUUGAGAAGGGAAGAUAUCUUGUAUAGAAAGAGUGUUGAUGAAUUGUUAUAUAUCAUUCUCGGCAUUAUUCGGAGUAUGACUUUAGAAGAUUGUCUAUGAGUAAAACGCGGGGUAGUGUAAUCUAUUCUUGUGGGUGCACUACGACUGUAUUUCGGAUAAAGCGCUUUGAGAAAGUAUCGGAUCCUUUUUAUUACUCACACU